CACAAAUAAUUGUUUAUGCGCGAAAAAUGCACAGUAAAUAAUAAAAAACAUGGAUACGCAAAUUUUAGAUGCCGUAAAUGACUUUCUGAAAGUGGACUCCUUAGAUGAGGCGUUUGUGAGCGUCAUUGUGUUCAAGUCGGAGGAUGAUAAAGCUACCAAUUUUACAAAUAAUUUGAUUACCGCAUUCGGCAAUGUUGAGAACCGAGAACAGGUGCUGCGCGCGUAUUUGCUUCGCGCGGCGGAAGCACCAAGCUACCACAUGCAGGUGCUGAUGGCGGCUCUGCCCAAAUUGGUGGAUGCACAUCACAUUACAGCAAGAAUGCUCUGCGACAAGGUACUGUCCUGUGAGAAACUUGAUUAUGAGCGGAAGACCUUUUGGAUAGAGAGUUUUCGGCUAAUCAAGAAAGUUAUUUCACAUGUCGACUACAAAGGCGUUCGAGAGAUCAUGAAGGCCUGCAGAGAGAAGGCCCAAUGGUUCCCACUGAAUGUCAACGUCACCUAUCUACCUCAAUUGCUUGCUGUCGAGGAGAUAAUUCGGUUCAUAUUCGAUCGUAACAAUUGCUUGCUGCCCGCUUACUUCAUAGCUAAUGAAAUAAUGCGUCCAUUUCCCUACCACUGGAAACUAAACAAACUGAUGACUGAUUUUGUUGAAGAGUUUCGUGCGACAGCUCAAAUGGUAUCGAUCAUUGGACAUGCAAAUAUGCUGCCCAUUGUCGAACAUUUUGGUUAUGCAGACCACUUGAUGAACUCGUGGCGACUGGAUCACAACUCUUUAAAGUUCAACUUUAAGGGCAGUUUGCCGUAUGAGCCUGAACUGCUGGAGGAUCAAACGCCUCUAUUGCGCUACGUUCUAGAGCAGCCCUAUUCGCGCGAAAUGGUUUCAGUCAUGUUGAAUUUGCAGAAGCAUCAGAAGCAGCGUUACAAUGCGCUCGAGGAACAAUUGGUCAAUCUAAUAAUACAUGCCAUGGAAAUGACGGAAACGAAUGAUGCCACUGCAGGCAGUGGCUUCAAUGCAACUGACGAACAGAUCUCGCAUAACGAAUGGGUGUGGCUACAUCUCUCCUCGCAGCUGAUUUACUUUGUGCUCUUUCAGUUUGUCAGCUUUAUGCACAUUGUGCUGGCUCUGCACGAAAAGCUAUCCAAGCUGGAGCUGCGCAAGGGUCGCGAUCAGCUGAUGUGGAUACUGUUGCAGUUCAUCUCAGGCAGUAUACAAAAGAAUCCCAUCACAAACUUUUUACCUGUCUUUAGACUUUUUGAUCUACUUUAUCCGGAGCAGGAGCCUCUUAAACUGCCUGACUACAACAAGUCUUCACUGGUGCGCCACAUGGCGCCCAUUUGCAUCUGGAUACAUUUAAUGAAAAAGGCGCGAGUGGAGAAUAUGAACAUCACACGGCCUUUGCCGAUUGCGCUUAAGAAUCAUCAUGACUUCCUUCAGCAUCUGGUUGCGCCAAAUAAUAUGAUGAAUGUCACAUUAGGCAAUGAUUUUCGUAUUAUACUCAUCUGCAAUGCAUACUCAACGAAUCAGGAUUACUUUGCGCGACACAUGAAUGUUCUGCUGGACGCCAUGAAUGGCAAUGCAAAGUCAGCAAAUGGCACUCCAAUACCAGCAGUCACUUAUUCCGUCUCGGUGCUCGACAGUCUGACGGUGCACAGCAAAAUGUCACUAAUUCACAGCUUUGUCACGCAAAUGCUGAAACAGGCCCAGAGCAAGACACUGGUGCCAGCGCCUGCACUCAUUGAAACUUAUGCUAGAUUGCUGGUUUACACUGAGAUUGAGUCGCUGGGCAUUAAGGGAUUUCUAACUCAAUUGCUGCCAACUGUAUUCAAGAAUCAUGCCUGGGCCAUGCUACACACGUUAAUGGAAAUGUUCUCUUAUCGACUGCAUCAUGUGCCCACACAUUAUCGCGUGCAAUUGCUCUCAUUGCUCUAUUCGCUCUCCUCCGUGCCACAGACCAAUAAGAUGCAAUUGAAUCUAUGCUUUGAAUCGACCGCAUUGCGUUUGAUUACCAGCAUUGGUUCCGCCGAGUUUCAGUCGCAGUUCUCUCGGUAUUUGAAUGACAAGUCACCUGGAAGCGUGGCAUCUAAUGAAAGCGAGGAACUUAAUCGUGUCCUCAUCUUGACGCUGGCACGCUCCAUGCACGUUCAUGGCGGCGGUGAUGAAUUGGCCGGCUGGUGCAAGGAUUUUCUAUCCAACAUAAUGCAGCACACGCCUCAUUCAUGGCCCGUGCAAUCGCUAGCAUGCUUCCCGCACGCACUGAACGAGUAUUUCCUACAAAACAAUCAUCCGGUUGAGAAUAAGCAACAGCUGAAAAAGUCUGUGGAGGAGGAGUAUCGUAAUUGGACAUCCAUGUCCAAUGAGAACGACAUUAUUGCUCACUUCAUCAGGCCCAAUACAAAUCCAUUGUUUUUGUGUCUGCUUUUUAAGAUCAUCUGGGAAACGGAGAGCAUCAGUCCCGUGGCAUACAAAAUUCUGGAGGGCAUCAGCGCUCGGGCCUUGUCCACUCAUCUGCGCAAGUUCUGCGAUUAUUUGGUUGCCGAAGUGGCCAGCUCCUCGGAUGGUCGCGACUUUAUACACAAAUGUGUGGAUACCAUUAAUAAUAUGAUCUGGAAAUUUAAUGUGGUGACCAUAGAUCGGCUUGUGCUCUGCCUGGCUCUGCGCACACACGAGGGCAACGAGGCGCAGGUCUGUUUAAUCACAAUUCAACUUCUGCUGUUAAAAGCGUCUGAGCUGCGCAAUCGGGUUCAAGAGUUUUGCAAGGACAAUAAUCCUGAUCAUUGGAAGCAAAGCAAUUGGCAUGAGAAGCAUCUGCAAUUUCAUCAAAACUAUCCGGAAAAAUUCGCACCGGAUGAGAGUGCAUCGCAAAUUCCACUGCCCGUUUACUUCAGCAAUGUGUGUCUACGUUUUCUGCCAGUGCUCGAUGUGGUGGUACAUCGCUUUAUUGAGCUAACUAUACCGAAUGUGCAUCAAAUCCUAGGCAUUAUAUUGGAUCACUUGAGUAUACUCUAUAAAUUUCAUGAUCGUCCCAUUACUUAUUUGUAUAAUACAUUGCACUAUUAUGAACGUAUUCUGCGCGAUCGUCUGCCUCUCAAGAAGAAGCUGGUUAGCGCUAUUACAAGCGCGUUUAGCGAGAUACGUCCAGCCAAUUGGUGUGUGAGCGAGCCAUAUAAGGUAUAUUUGCAAAGUCAAGAUCCACUAUGGACGCCUGACCUGAGCUACUAUAUGAAUCUCAUCAGACGACUGGCAGACACUAUCAGUGGCAAAAACGUCUUCUACACCACCGAUUGGCGUUUCAAUGAGUUUCCCAAUGCACCCACUCAUGCGCUCUAUGUGACCUGUGUGGAGUUGCUUGGCCUGCCUCUGGCGCCUUCUGUGGUUGCGGGCAACAUAAUCGAUGUGAUUGUCAAUGGCUAUGCGGUGAUACCGCAAAAAGAGAUACACAGCUAUAUCAAUGCAGUCGGCAUUGUGUUGGCUGCUCUGCCGGAGCCAUACUGGAGUGGCAUUUACGAUCGGCUGCAGGAUAUGCUAAACACGCCCAAUAUGCUCAACUGGACAUAUCGAUUCAAUGCCUUUGAGUUGUUCAACUUUAAGACUGUGCGUGAGGCCAUGCUGGAGAAGAGCUAUGCUGUGGUCUUGGCCGUGGCGCACGCAGUUUUCCAUCAUAUGGGCGCCUUUAAGCUGGCAGCCAUGACCCGAUACAUCAAGGAGAAGCUGAAGCCUUGUGUACGCACCGAACAUCAGUUGCUUUAUCUAUGUCACGUCUUCGGGCCAUUCCUGCAGCGUAUCGAACAGGAGAAACCGAAUGCAGUGGCUGGCAUUGCUAUAUUCCUCUAUGAAAUGCUGGAAAAUGUGGACAAACAUCAUGGACCCAAACCCCUGGAGUAUAUGGAUCAGAUCUGUGAUUUCCUAUAUCACAUUAAGUACAUUCACGUUGGCAAUAUUAUCAAAAACGAAUCAGAGGCAAUUAUCAAGAAGUUGCGACCGCAGUUGCAAAUGCGUUUGCGUUUCAUAACUCAUUUAAAUCUGGAAGAUAUACAUACAGAGAAAAUCGCUGAGGCCAAUGCAAAUGCCAAUGCAAAUUCAACUCAGUCGCCUUUGCAUACUGCACAGCAGCAGCAACAACAACAGCAGCAACAACAGCAGCAACAACAGCAGCAACCACAGCAGCAACAACAACAACAACCACAAGCACCACCAGUGAGUGCAGCAACCACCAGCUUGCCGCUGGGCAGCGGUGGCAAUACUCAGCAGCAAAUGUACUUACAGCACAUGCAGCUUCAACAACAGCAUAUGCAAAAUAUGGGAAUGCGUCACAACUAGAUGAAGACAACAACAACUACAACAAUAAUUAGCCUUAGUUUAAUUCUCUGUAAUUCAUAGUUUUAACUGCUGUCUAGAACUCUUAAUGAUCGCUCUCACACAC
This is a messenger RNA of Drosophila arizonae, 4421 nucleotides long. It is a transcript of the gene MED23, whose product is annotated as mediator complex subunit 23. The record is from RefSeq and is a predicted model, not a curated record. Lineage: Eukaryota; Metazoa; Arthropoda; Insecta; Diptera; Drosophilidae. Gene Ontology annotation, cellular component: transcription regulator complex; mediator complex. Gene Ontology annotation, biological process: positive regulation of gene expression; regulation of transcription by RNA polymerase II.